This is a messenger RNA of Vicia villosa (hairy vetch), 442 nucleotides long. RefSeq lists its product as uncharacterized. The coding region runs from base 1 to 432 and encodes 143 amino acids. The transcript has a single exon. Lineage: Eukaryota; Viridiplantae; Streptophyta; Magnoliopsida; Fabales; Fabaceae. The record is from RefSeq and is a predicted model, not a curated record.
AUGGGAAACUCUUGCAUGGCAGCAUCGUCAAUGGAAUGGGAUGGAGAGGACUGGGAAGAAUCUUUGAAGCAGCCAAAGCAAUGUUCAUCAUCAUCAUCAUCAUCAAGUAAGGUGUUUGACCAAACUUCUCAUCUUGAUCACCAUCAGAAUAAGGAGAAUGAUGUUUUAGGAAAGCUUAGAGAUUCUUGUAAUGUAAAUGGGAAAAUCACGUUGAAGAUUUCAAAGAGUGAGCUAGCUGAAUUAUUGGGAGCGAUACAACAGAAUAAUAAUAAUCAAGAGCCGCAGAAACAGAUGAAGAUGAAGAAGAAGGAAUUAAGUUCUGCAGAACAAGUUCUUUAUCGGAUAAUAAAAGCUAGAGACCAUGAAAUUGCAAAUAAGCAUCAUUGGAGUAGUCAUUGGAAACCGGUUUUAGAGACUAUUCCUGAAUGUUAAUUAAUUAGCA